This is a messenger RNA of Kockovaella imperatae, 1730 nucleotides long. Its product is annotated as nitrogen permease regulator 2-domain-containing protein. Bases 232 to 1596 code for a protein of 454 amino acids. Gene Ontology annotation, cellular component: GATOR1 complex; vacuolar membrane. Gene Ontology annotation, biological process: negative regulation of TORC1 signaling; positive regulation of autophagy. Gene Ontology annotation, molecular function: GTPase activator activity. Lineage: Eukaryota; Fungi; Basidiomycota; Tremellomycetes; Tremellales; Cuniculitremaceae. The record is from RefSeq and is a predicted model, not a curated record. The transcript has 4 exons.
GGGCGGACGUUCGAACGGACAUCUACAUGGUCCACAACGGGUUCAGCGAGGUCAGGCGGUGGAGGAGGAGGAGGAGGAGGAGGGGCAGGAGACCAUCGAUCUGUCAGUCCAACUGGACCUACCUUGCUGGAUUUCGGAACAAUAUCAGAUUACGUGAUACCUAAAAAGAGUCUCUAUGGACGGUUGGUCGUCGCUCUGACUACAGGUGGUGGCGGAGGAGGUGGUGGUGGGAUGGACGAUGAACGGGCCGAAUAUCGGAUCAUGGGGUUUCCGAGCUUGUUGACGGGUGAAGGCGGACGAUACUCGCGAAACGAAUACAUGUGGAAUCUAUGUUUCGUUUUCCACGGGAGUAGUAGCUUGGAAGCAUUUGAACCAGUUGUCAGAAAGUGUGGGAGGAUACUGAAGAGUGCAGAGCUUGACUCGUCCUAUCUGUCUUCGCCUGAACCCUAUCACACUCCACUCUCUGCCGUUCUGGAACAGCUUUUCGAGGACCUCAACUCGUACUCUGAAACGUCUAUUCCUCUGGACGGUUUCAACUCUUUAGAACUCAAACUUUUUCCCUACUUUCCGAACCCGCCAGACUGCAGCGACUGGCACGUCCCAAUACCCCUGGUCAAUCUUGACGCGUUCAGAGACGACAAUUGGGACAUCACUGCCUCUCGCGUAGCUGAGCAUAUCGAUGGAGUAAACCAUGUCAAACGAAUUGCAGAGCUAGCCGAUGCGGAUAUCGCCUUGACUCGAGAGACACUCCGGCACAUGUUGUUCUACCAAGUGGUCAUGAUGAUUGACAUUUUCCAAUACUCCAACAUGUACACUUUGAAACCCUCCAUCGCUCGAUUAGGUUCUGACGAAUCAGUCACGAGCGAAUGUGCAGCGUACGUCACUCGCCCAGGGUACUCUCGUCAACCUUGGCCGACUCUCUUACGUCUCUACUCUCAUCUCGUCCCUGGUCUGACGAUUCACGAAUGGAUCGAAAAGUAUCAUACUCAAGCUCUUGGUAUCGACCCUAGACGAUUUGUGUCUUUUGGAAUCAUCAAAGGCUUCCUCCGUCGUGUACAUCGUUGGCCUGUUCUGAUGGAGAAAUCUACCCUUUUGUCUGGAGAUGGAGAGCCUAGACGACGGGUCGAGUUCGACAAGGUCCCACGGAUCGAAUCGUCGCUUUCGACUCGAUCGACCAAACUUGAUGCGACAGCUCGAUCAGGCGGUGAGAGUACAUUUACUCUUCGAUCCAUGGAAUCUAAUCAAUCCCUCGGUGUCUCUCCUUCGAGGACCCCAUCAACACUUACCAAAUCACCUUCUCGUCGUGGUCAUCAACCGAAUUUCACCAACGUCAAAGACUCGUUCCCGUCCGUCCAUUCAGCAGGAGAAGCCAGUAUACCUUCCAAGAAAUCUGGAGGGGUCAUGAAGACUGGAGCGAUGAAGUUGAAGGAAAGACAAGAUAAAUUGAUGGAGGAGGAUCUGAUAGGCAUGUUAGAUGGAAGUCAUCACACGGAUGAAAUCCAGGUCAGGUUUGGUCUCAGUUGGAAAGAGUUGGACAAGGUAAUCCGGGGGAGCGAUAGAGGAGCAAAGGAUGGUGUCGUAGUUGUCUAUCGCUAGCGCUGAAUAUCGAUCUUGAUCUGUGUCGUCGUAUCUACCAUACCUGUACAGACCUGUUCUCCGCUGCCACGGACUCGCUCCUAUUAUUCGGCGUUCGCCGACGAUGACGCACCAUACAUAUCCCGAUCGACACC